Lodderomyces margitis is the source of this 1626-nucleotide messenger RNA. Its product is annotated as putative serine/threonine protein kinase. The record is from RefSeq and is a predicted model, not a curated record. Gene Ontology annotation, biological process: protein phosphorylation; intracellular signal transduction. The transcript has a single exon. The coding region runs from base 1 to 1626 and encodes 541 amino acids. Lineage: Eukaryota; Fungi; Ascomycota; Pichiomycetes; Serinales; Debaryomycetaceae. Gene Ontology annotation, molecular function: protein serine/threonine kinase activity; ATP binding.
AUGCCGUUUAAAAACAUAUUCAGUUCAUCAUCAACUUCAUUGAAUGACCAACAAUCGACUUCGUCGCAUCGAUCGUUUCUAAAACUGAGGAAUAACCAUAGUUCACGCCUGAUAACGCCUAUGUCGACCGCCAGUUCAGCGGCAUCUAAACGAAACGGAGAUACUAGUUCGCCACAACCACCGGGACAGAACAACAAUUCUAAUAAUCAACAGCUGCUGCAUAACCAACAUCACCAUCAUCACCAUUACCAAAAUCAAAAUAGCCUGCAUCAUAAUAGUCCCUUUUCAAACCAUUCGUCGAAAAAUCACUCCCCUGCAUCGUCAAACAGUGAAAUCUCGAAUGGGAAAGAGCAUGGUGGGAAUUCAUUGAAACGAUUCCUCAAGAAAUUUAAACCCAGUGGACCCACCCAUAAGCAAGCAAAACAUUUUGGUGCGGGAAAACCUGACCCUAUAAACCCUGCUGCCGAUUUAUUCAAGAAAUACGGCUCACCAGGCAAAUUAUUAGGAUCAGGUGCUAGUGGAUCAGUCAAUUUACUAACUUCGAAAACUGAUCCGACUAAAAUAUUUGCUGUCAAAAAAUUCAGAAGUAGAUUACCCAAUGAACAGGAAUCGGAUUACAAUAUCAAAGUACAAAAUGAAUACAAAGUGGGUGAAUAUUUAGAUCACCAGAAUAUAAUUCACACAUACGAGUUGAUUAAAGAUUACUCAAAAGUUGGUGGCAAAACGACUGAUCCUGAUUAUUACAUUGUUAUGGAAUAUUGUCCGUUUGAUUUUUUCAAUUUGGUAAUGAGUGGAUUAAUGAGUGAAAAUGAAGUCAAUUGUUAUUUCAAACAAAUCGUGAAAGGUGUCCAUUUCUUACAUGAACAUGGAUUAGCUCAUCGUGAUUUGAAAUUGGACAACUGUGUCGUCAACACACAAGGCAUUUUGAAAUUGAUUGAUUUUGGAUCAGCUGUCCAAUUUGAAAAAGAAGUGCCCAAGGGUUAUUAUGUUACUGACGAUGAUAUAAUGUUGGAUUCAACUCAUAAAUUGCUCUUUGCUAGAGGUGUUGUUGGAUCGGAUCCUUAUUUGUCACCCGAAGUUUUUGAGCCAAUAGGGUUGGGCAAUGGCUAUGAUCCACGAACGGCUGAUGUUUGGUCAAUUGCUAUAAUAUAUUGUUGCAUGAUUUUGAAACGGUUUCCUUGGAAAUUACCCAAAUUGAGUGAUCCUUCUUAUCGAUCAUUUGCUGGACCUCAGUUGAAUCCAGGCACAGCUACUACUGCCGGGGUUGAACAGGAUAUGAAUAACUUACAUAUAGAUCACAACCAGCAACAGCAGUAUCAAGAUAGACAUGCGCACCAUGGACCCCAAGGACCGGAAAAGUUGUUUCGCUUGUUGCCACAAGAUUCACGAAACUUGUUAAAGAAUAUGUUGAUUUUAAACCCAAAACAGAGAUAUUUAAUGUCUGAUGUGGCAAGAGAUCCGUUUCUACAAAGUAUAAGAGAGUGUAAAGUCAUUGGUGACCGUGAUGAUCUGCAUACAGUGCCAAGUGAUAACCAUACUCAUCAUUUGGUAUCUGAAGACGAUUUGAAAAAGAUUGAACAAGAAAAAGAACGAGCAAAGAAGAUGAGAGAAGCAGGAAUGGGUUAA